This is a messenger RNA of Hippocampus zosterae (dwarf seahorse), 5642 nucleotides long. It is a transcript of the gene tgfb5, whose product is annotated as transforming growth factor, beta 5. The record is from RefSeq and is a predicted model, not a curated record. The transcript is spliced from 7 exons. Gene Ontology annotation, molecular function: type III transforming growth factor beta receptor binding; growth factor activity; type II transforming growth factor beta receptor binding. The coding region runs from base 3397 to 4860 and encodes 487 amino acids. NCBI's taxonomy places the organism in Eukaryota, Metazoa, Chordata, Actinopteri, Syngnathiformes, Syngnathidae. Gene Ontology annotation, biological process: transforming growth factor beta receptor signaling pathway; regulation of cell population proliferation; SMAD protein signal transduction. Gene Ontology annotation, cellular component: extracellular region.
UGUGUGUGUCUCAGAGAUUUACUUGAGGAAAAUUAAGACAGUUACUGUGAGUGGGUGACAGACUGUGAAUGUAUGUAUCAAGGAGUGACUUGACAGAAUGUGAAUGAGUGAAUGACUAUUCGUGUGGGUGUGCCUGUGAGAAUAAAUGUGUGUGGCCGGGUGUAUGUGAGUGAGUAAUUUUGAGUGUAACUGAGGGCAUUGAGUUUGUGAGAGAGUGUGUUUGAGUGGCAAAGUGUGAGUGCCUGAGUUUGAGUGAGUGAGUGUGACUGUGAGUGAAUGUAACAGCAUGUUUGAAUGUAUGGCCGAUUGUGAGCCUGUGUAAGCGUUCAUGUGUAACAAUGUCAGUGAGUGAGUGAAGGUGAUAGUCAUAUGAUUAUGACUGAAAUUCUUCUAGAGUUUGUGUGUGACAAAAGUGUGUGAGUGUGACUCAAGAGUGAAUGUACGGGAGUCCCAAAAUGAGUAAAUGCCAGUGAAUUUGAGAGCUCAUGUGUGACUGAAUAAAUGUGACAGUAUUUAUCAGUGUGACCUUGUGCAGAGUGCCCUCGAGCCCUUGUGUGUGAUCAAGGAGUGCAUGUGUGCUCAUGAGUGAGUGUGAACUGAGAGUUCAACUGAGUGUGUGUUACGGGUGCGUUCACAUCUGUGUCUUUGUGAAAGUGUGUGUGAAAGAGUUUAUGUGAAUGGCAAAAGGCAUGAGUGUGCAUCUGUGUGACCUUGAGAGGGAGAGGGAGAGAGAGUGGAUGGAUAAGUGUGAGAGUGUAAGUGACUGUGACUAUGUAAGAGUCCAUGUGAGUGUGACAAAGUAUGUGAAAAUGAGUGACUUUAUGUGAGAGUAUGUGUGCGCAUGUGAAAGUGAAUGCUACGAAGUUGAGAGUACGUGAUAGUGUGUGUAAAUGAGUGACCAUGUGGUGUACUGUGUGUGUGAUUGUAGAGAGCACAGAGGUCCAGAUGACGUGGCAGCGGCCUGUCUAUAUUUGGCUCGGCGGGGGGAAAAAAAUGCAGCAGACAGGCUGGAAAUUGUUUUUCACCAUUCUCCCCUUUUUUUUCCUUUUUCAUUUUUAAGCGAAAGCAGAACACCAUACCUAAACAUCCCACGCCACCCCACCUGCUUUGGUUUCUUUUGAGCACAACUACUAUGCCAAGUUGUCUCCAACUUUAGCGAGGCAAGUCGAAACAGACGCAGGAAAUGACAUUCGUUUUAAAAAACAAAACAAACAAAAAGGAAAGUGGGAGUGGGUGCGUGUGCCGCGACUCAAACCCCAGAGGCAGGCUGUGUCCUACCUUUCUUUCCUUCUACUUAAAGCAAUUACAGGCCUGUGCCCACAACUAUAAUGACAGUAUGAUGCGAUGGCAGCAGAGUACCAAUAAAAGCCACCCAUGACAGAUUAACAGUGCUGUGCAAGUUCUGAACUGUAAUUAACAACGAGAUGGCUGGAAGAUAAAGUGGCCUCCUGAGUGAUGUCAAAUGCAAAGAGAUGUUUUGAGCUGCUGCUUUGAAGCGGCUGCAGUCAACUAAUGCUUUUUAAUUCUACAGUUUUUAUUUAGUUCCGCAUUUUUUGGGGGGAAGGGGAUGGUGGGUAAUGAGAAUUACUUUUUUUGUCUGCAAUGUAGUCAUAAUAUAGUCUGGACUGUCGACCAGCCAAGUGCUGUCAAUGCACACAAUCCUACGGAGCCACGAAUUUGACAAGGAAGGAGAAAAAGAAACCUUUGCGUUCCCUCGCCAAAAAAAUAAAUAAAAUAAAUCAGUUUUCUCACAAAGAUUUGCAUUCCCUCGCAACUUUUUUGUUUUUUGCAAGUGGAACGUAUUUAUUUUUUAAUUUAAUUUAAUUUCUUUAUUGAUUGUACCGUAUUACUUACAAUGUACCAGUAUAUCAUCCACCCAUCAUUAAUUUUUAAAGAAAUACAUUGAAGUUCUUUGUUAUUGUCAUGUAGUCAACUGUGGAAAAAUCCGGUGUUCAUUGUAGUAUUGUGUAGGACAACUGCACUAAUAUUAGCUGCUAAUUGUUCUGCUGGUUGGCACGGAUAUCCCUUUCAUCAGUUUUAAAAUUUCAAUUAAGCAAUAUAUAUGUUAUGUCUUCAUUUGAACUAAAUGUCAACUAUACCAAUGAUCAUUUUUUUUUAAACAUUUGAUUAAAACUUGGCUUUAAUGAUGCUAUCACAUCCGCAUGCUAACCUGGUGGCUAGCUUCUUUUUCCGCUUUUCAGAAAAGUUGAGAUUGUGUUAUUUGUACAAUUUUGUAUGGCACAAAUGUGAAAGGCCUCUCUAUUAAUCUUUUUUUUGUAGAAUUGCGUAUAUGUGGUUUUUUCAUGAUUACAAUAUGACUGAAAAAGCUAAGCUAAGCCACCUGUUUUGCCCUCUUAUAUACUUGCGAAUGAAACUCACUGCUAACUGUCAACUUCAGCCUCCAUUUACCGGCCACUUGAGGAUUGUUGUUAUUUUUAGAAUAAACUCAAUGUAUUCCUAACUCUGUGUGUUUGUGCGCCCACUUUGGUGAGAGUGAAAUGGCUCUUAUCCACAAGUCACACUCCCUUCCCCUUUCGGUAGCAGCCCGCCUCCCAACUUCCCACACACAUCGGCCGCUACCCCAGGCCAGCCCCGCCUCCCGCUCUUACUCGUCGGCUGCGUGGCUCAGUCGGCUCGGCUCGUGAUGGAGCUCCAUCCCGCAGCAGGUCUGCACGCACACCAGCGGACCCCGCUUGAUCUCCCCUAAAAGCGGCCCCUCCGCCACAAGGACUUCUUUCAUUCAUCUUUCAACUUCUGCUUUUUUUUCUUACUCUCCAUGUUUGUUCGAGGGGGCACGACUACCAUUGGUUUUACGACAUAAAACAGCACGUUUCCCUGGUUGUUUAGCGACGUUUUCUGUAGCGAGGAUAAUAAGAGCUUUUGUGAUAGUUUUUAAAGGGGGAGUAAUAAGAGCCUUUUGGAGAGUAACACGAUUUUCUUGGAGCGUAAUACGAGCUUUUUGGGUCGUUAAACACACCGCUGGUAGGUUCAUCGAGUUAGCUAUGUGGCCCCUUUGGCCCCACCGACGUGCUUGUCUGAGGUGAGGGGACAUAACGACGUGAGCUGCCAGGUGAGGUGAUUUUAUCAUGGGCUGAGUUCUUUUUAUUCCCCGAAGGCUGGGCACUGGAGGACUGCACACAUUUUUUUGAUUAAUUACUUUCUAUGAUCUCAAUUGUGAGUGAUGAUUGAUCAUUUUCUGGGAGUUCGUGCAAGCCUAGAUUAACUUGUUCCAGGCAAGUUGUACAUUUUUUGAAGCACUGGUGUUGAGUCAUAAGUCGUUAAACACCUAUUACUUUUUUUCAAUGACAGCUGUAACUUUUUUGCGGUUUCAUGAUUAAGUUACCGUGUGUAAUUGUCGCUUUGUGAUUUGUCGUUGAGUCUAGCCUCCUUUUUUAAAUGUGCUUUUUGGGAGAAGUAUUUGUUUAUCGUGGUGGCUUUAACUCUGACGUACGCGUUCACGACCAGGGUUUAGUAUUGCCUUUUCGUUGCAGUCUCCCUUCCCUUUUGGAGUUUUUUUUCACCCCACAGUCUCACUGCCCCCUCGGCCGUUCAGGGACUCUCUCUCCCCCAGCCUCUCUUCGGACAAUGUGGCUGUCUCGUUUGGCUCUGCUGCUCCUUCUCCGGCUGUCCGUCGCGCUGGUCAAGGGCAUCAACACUUGCGCCUUCAUCAAUUUGGACGAGCAGAAGUCGCGGCGCAUCGAGGCGGUGCGCGGGCAGAUUCUCAGCAAGCUGCGCAUCCAGAGCCCGCCGGAAGACGACGACGAGGCGGGGGCGGCGGCGGCCGGCAACGGCGGCGCGGUCCCCGCGGAGGUCAUGUUGCUGUACAACAGCACUCGGGAGCUGCUGAAGGAGAGAGCGCGUCUCGCCGACUCGACGUGCGAGCGGGAAAGCAGCGAGGAGGACUACUACGCAAAAGAAGUGCAGAGGAUUGACAUGCUGCCCCAGCGCACCCAAACUAACGCGGUGCAGCCGUUGCCACUGGACCCGCAUUACAGGAGCGUCCUGUUUGACGUGAGCAGUGUGGACCUGACGAACAGCACGCUGGUCAAGGCUGAGUUCAGGAUCUUCCGAGCCCCCAACCCGCAGGCCCGGGCCUCUGAGCAGAGAGUGGAGAUCUAUCAGCUUCUGAAGCCAGAUGAGGAGAGCACGUCCACGCAGCGCUACAUCGACUCUCGCACCGUUCAGCCGCGGGCGAGGGGUGCCUGGAUCUCCGUGGACGUCACAGAAACCGUCAAAGACUGGGUGUCGGAGCCAGAAAACAAUCUGGGGUUGAAAGUGGGCGUCCAUUGUCCAUGCUGUACCUUCGUCCCCGCCACCAACAAUAUUGUGCCCAACAAGAGCGAGGAACUGGAGGCUCUCUUUGCAGGCGUGGACGACGAGCAGCUGCGCCAGCUCAAGAAGCAGAGCCAGGUGAAAGGUCAGGCGGAUUUCAGCAGCAAGACGCCUCACCUCAUCCUCACCCUGCUGCCCAGCGACCGAGUGGACAACCCGACCAAGAGGAACCGCAAAAAGAGGGCGGCGGCCACAGACGCUGCCACCUGCUCGCGUGGUUCCGAGUCGGGCUGCUGCCUACGCUCGCUCUACAUUGACUUCCGGCGCGACCUCAACUGGAAGUGGAUCCAUGAACCCAAAGGUUACAAGGCCAACUUCUGCGCCGGCAACUGUCCUUACCUCUGGAGCGCCAACAACCACUACAACAUGAUCCUGCCACUGUACAACAAGCUGAACCCUGAAGCGUCGGCGUCGCCCUGCUGCGUCCCCCAGGACUUGGAGCCCCUCACCAUCAUGUACUUCAUCGGGCGCAGCCCCCGUGUGGAGCAGCUCUCCAACAUGGUGGUCAAGUCCUGCAAGUGUCGCUAGAAACCAACACCCCCCUGACCCCUCCCCAUUCCGAACUCUCCAUUUGAGACUGUAAAUAAGUUCACAUCCAUACAGUGCUUAUGGAAAGUAUUCACAGCACUUCACUUAGUCCACAUUUUAUGUUCUACUUUAAUUCACCCCCCCUCCCCCCGCCUUCAAACCUCUAAGUGAAGCAGUGACUAUUUUCCGAAUGCAUGCUGUAAUAAACUUUGACUGUUCUUCCACAUACGUCUCUUAGCAAAGGAUUGUUUUAUGUCCACUGUUCCUUGUGACUGUUUGUACUGUAGCUAGACAAGAGAAAGAAAAAGAAAGAGAGGAGCCGUGUCCAUGCGAGCGGGCCGAGGGCCUGCCAUCUCGCUGCGGUCCGCGCCUCAAAUGUGCCAUGGCGUAAACAGGAUGCAGAUUUUUCACAAAAAGGCAUCCAUUUGAAACGCCUUCUCCUGCUCCUCCUCUGUUGCUGCUUCUGGGAUUUGUGGCGGGAGCAGAGAGCGAGAGAUGCCCUUUUGAGAGCCAGACGUGGGACGGACGACGGGGCGGAAUUUGUCUGGAAGGUGGCGGUUUGCAGCCCCGGCGCACUUCCGAGCGUUUUUUACGGUCUGGCAGCCUAAUGACGCUGACGUGCUUCUUUUCUUUUUUUCUGCAUUCAUUAUCUUACUGAUGGUUAUGCCUUGUGGUUGACCUUCUCGAUGUCUCGAACAUACACACACAAAGUAUUCUGUACUUGUUGACCACACUUGAAAUUGUGCAAAUAAAAAAAAAUAUUUCCGGGGUUGACUUUUAAA